AUGGGUAAAACUGGGAAGGCUUACAUAAUACGGGAGUUAUCUGUCAAUGUACACAACAGUGAUGAGCCUUUUGUACAGUUAGGCCAGCUACCUUUGGGUAAAUCAUUCUCCACCGGAUAUAUUGCAGGUGGAAUUUGUGACUACCGUUCUUUCACUUGCCAGACGAGUUAA
This is a messenger RNA of Komagataella phaffii GS115, 171 nucleotides long. RefSeq lists its product as hypothetical. The record is from RefSeq and is a predicted model, not a curated record. Bases 1 to 171 code for a protein of 56 amino acids. Lineage: Eukaryota; Fungi; Ascomycota; Pichiomycetes; Pichiales; Pichiaceae. The transcript has a single exon.